Messenger RNA from Aspergillus chevalieri, 1392 nucleotides. RefSeq lists its product as uncharacterized. The record is from RefSeq and is a predicted model, not a curated record. The transcript has a single exon. NCBI's taxonomy places the organism in Eukaryota, Fungi, Ascomycota, Eurotiomycetes, Eurotiales, Aspergillaceae. Bases 1 to 1392 code for a protein of 463 amino acids. Gene Ontology annotation, cellular component: nucleus. Gene Ontology annotation, molecular function: transcription cis-regulatory region binding; DNA-binding transcription factor activity. Gene Ontology annotation, biological process: positive regulation of transcription by RNA polymerase II.
AUGGCCAAUGUCUGGCUCAAUCAGGACGAGCAUCACGACAACGACAUCAUUGAUAGUCCUGCGGAUAAUGACGGGUCCCCGAUUACCCCGGAAAUUGACACUCAACACCCGUGUCAUUCUUUCUCACGCGAACAAAGAAAUCCGACUCAUGCAGAGCCCGAUCCCAGUCCAAGUGUUGAUCACGGCCGUCUGACGGCCAUCCUGUUGCGGUACUUCACCGAAGAGGUGGCGGCCCGGUUUGAUCUAUGUGAUCCGGAGCGCCAUUUUACCCAAUUGGUGCCUAGCCGUGCGCGAGCCUGUGCGCCGCUCCGUCAUGCAAUUCUAACCACGGCUGCCCGCCAUUUGAUUCGGCUGCAGCGUCAUCGCAAUACAGCCGGUGUGGUCGAAUGGCAGGGCCAUGCAUUGCCCGACCUCACAGAGGCCGUCGCCUUGGCGUAUCAUACGGCCUGCAUUACAGACUUGUUAGCUCUUAGCAUGGAUCCGGACCAGAUUCACAAUGAUAACCUGUUGGCGGCCGCCAUUAUCUUACGGACCGACGAGGAAAUGGACGCUCCGUUACGGGAGAACCCGGAGGAUCAGGAGGUGUUUUUGCGCAUGUUGAAUGUGUUUAUCUCGGCCCAAGUGCCUCAUGAUGCUGCGCUUCCUCAUAGUAGUAGUCCCAGUAGUAGUUGUUCGUCAGACCCUCCUAAUGGCCUGCGACAAGCGGCAUUUUGGGUGGCUUUGCGACAGGAGGUUUUCACAUCCUUUAUAAAGCAACGCCCCCUCUCCUUCCCCCUGUCUUAUUGCGAUGCGUUUCGGACAAUGUCUCCCGCAACGGACGCCGUCUGGGCCGACCGGCUGAUUAUCUUCUGUGCCGAUGUGCUCGAAUACUGCUACGGCAGUCAGGAUGUUGCACCUGCAGCGCAGUCGGCAUCUCCCCAUCGGUGGCACGAACUAGUUGAUUACCAGGACCGACUGCAUGCCUGUCUCCCGGCCUCAUUUGAUCCUCUCUACGUCCGUCCUCCAGAUCCGGAUGGCGGACAGGUCUUUCCGGAGAUCUGGCAUCUCGAUCCUUGUCAUGUCACUGGUACGACUCACAGCGAACUCUCCCGGUUGUUAUUGUUGGUUUUUGAUCCAACGCGACCGCGACUUGGGCCAGGGUCUGCUGCUCAGCAUCGCGCGACCAUAGACAACGUGCGAGCUAUUGUCCUGCGACUGUGUGGAAUGGCGCUGAGCAAUAGGCAGUCCGCGCCGACUUUCAUUGAGGCUUUGAUGGGAAUCACGACUUGUGGGGAGUAUUUUGAGCUGCCAAAAGAGCAGCAGGCGAUUCUAGGAGUGUUGGAAGUGAUGCGUUUGGAGCAUGCAUUUCCGACUCAGCGUGUGGAGGAUCGAUUAAUGGUUGCAUGGCGAUGA